Messenger RNA from Diaporthe amygdali, 2103 nucleotides. RefSeq lists its product as uncharacterized. Gene Ontology annotation, molecular function: hydrolase activity. The record is from RefSeq and is a predicted model, not a curated record. Lineage: Eukaryota; Fungi; Ascomycota; Sordariomycetes; Diaporthales; Diaporthaceae. The coding region runs from base 1 to 2103 and encodes 700 amino acids. The transcript has a single exon.
AUGGCCUUGCCCGCCGCCCGUCAGGGACUGGCGAUACCAUCGUCACCUGUGGACGCAGUACCAUUGACAGCGCAGAGUCCUCUCCCACACCUGGACCGUGCCCCCACUGGCACUGCCCUCUCCUUCAAGAUGAGGCUGUCGUUCGUUGUCGGAUUUGUCCUGUCACUCAUUCUCCCCUUCCUGACCAAUGCAGUCACCGUCGGCGAUGUGAUGAGCAGGUCCCUGGUCGCCUACUCGAAACAGCACUCAAAAAGAGACGACGUGUCUGACAUCUUGACCGCCAUCGAGGACCUCGCCGAGUGUUCAGGAUGCCAGGCUCUCCUCCUGGUCCUGCAAGCUCUAGCUCAUCUCGGCAACGACGCCUUCUCUGGCGUCAUCAUCGAUGUUUGUCAAGGGCUGGGUGUCGAGGACAAAGAUGUCUGCGCCGGUGCGAUCGGGCUGGAGGGGCCGAUCCUGGCACACGACCUUCGCAACAUGAACAUCCCGAGCAAGACCUCUGAGCUGUUCUGUAUGACCAUCUUCGGUCUGUGUCAAUGGCCCGAGGUCGAUACAUCCUACUCGGUAUCCCUGUCUGAGAAACCAGCGAACGCGACCAGGCCGGAGCCAAGCGGCCAGACGCCCCUCAAAGUGGUGCACAUCAGCGACAUCCAUGUGGACCUUAACUAUACCACCGGCGCGAGCUACAACUGCACCAAGAACAUUUGCUGCCGGCCCUACACCUCUGCUGAUGAGCCCGGGGUGACCGACUACCCUGCUGGACCGUACGGCAAUUCGGAGUGUGACAGCCCGCUCAGCUUGGAAGAGAGCCUGUACAAGGCGAUAGAGGAGUUGGUUCCCAACCGGGCGUACACGAUCUUCACAGGCGAUGUAGUCGAGGGCGCCGUCUGGCUCGUGACUGACGAGGAGGUUACAAACGAUUUGAACGAUGCCUACGGCCGCAUGCAGGGCAUCGGGCAGACUUACGCCGUGAUUGGCAACCAUGACAGCAGUCCAGUGAAUUCGUUUCCGCCCGCGAGCGUGGACACGACCAUCAGCACCCAGUGGGCCUACGACACCCUUUCGUCCGACAUCGAAGGAUGGAUCGGCAGCGCGGCAGCCGCUCAGGUCUCGUCUAACUUCGGGAGCUACUCGGUCGUCGCCGAGGGUCACUCAAACCUCAGGAUCAUCUCACUAAACACAAAUUUCUGGUACCGGCAGAAUUUCUGGCUGUACGAAAAGACGAUUGAGCAUGACCCCAGCGGGAUGCUCGCCUGGCUAGCUACGCAACUCGAGGCAGCCGAGUCGGCGGGCGAACGGGUCUGGAUCCUGGGCCACAUGCCGCUGGGCUCCAACGACGCCUUCCACGACCAGAGCGCCUACUUCGACAGUAUCAUCCAGCGCUUCGACGGCACCAUCGCAGGCUUGUUCUACGGGCACACGCACAAGGAUGAGUUCGAGAUUGCGUACAGCAACUAUACGGGCCAGUCGGCGUCCACGGCGACCAUGGCGAGCUACAUCGCGCCGGCGCUCACGCCGACGUCUGGCAACCCGACUUUCCGCGUUUACGACGUUGACCCAGUCACCUUUGGCGUGCUAGAUUACGCCGUAUACUAUGCCAACCUGUCUAGCCCGACCUACCAGACCGAUGGCCCGGCUUGGGAAGUCCUCUACAGCGUCAAGGACGCGUACGGCAGCCUUCUCGGCUAUACAGAUCCGGCGGCCGAGCUGACGCCUGCGUUCUGGCACAAUCUGACCGAGCUCUUCGAGACCGACGACGCCGUCUUCCAGGAGUACUACGCCCGCAAGAAUCGCAACUACGGCUCGUCGACGUGCACCGGAGAUUGCAAGACCACGGAGAUAUGCGAGCUGAGGGCCGCGCAGUCGCAGUACAACUGCGGCACUGUGAGCCCGGGGAUCAACCUCAAGCGGAGCAAGGCUAAGAGGGGCGUUGGCGAUGGCGAGGUUGUGGAUGCACACGGGUUCCACGAGUGCGAGGCGUCGAGCGUGGUGCCUGUUAUGACGAGCAUUUACUCGACGGAUGGGCUCGGCGCGUUGACGAAUGCGCUGGUCGGUGUUGCUGGGUCGGGGUUCCUGAAUACAACUGUCAAUGGCACCUAUGUAUAG